Molecule: messenger RNA, 2582 nt
Organism: Haliotis rubra (blacklip abalone)
Lineage: Eukaryota; Metazoa; Mollusca; Gastropoda; Lepetellida; Haliotidae
Product: coadhesin-like
Exons: 13
Coding region: 401-2140 (579 amino acids)
Source: RefSeq, a predicted model, not a curated record
CCUUUCCCAUAGCAAGCCCAACGAUUCCAUUGCUAUACACUAUUGAUUCAUUCGAUACAUCAAUCUAUGGAAACGUGUCGGCGCCACUGUAUGAACCGUCCACUCAGGACUCAAUUAGCUCCGCGUGUUUCUUUUGUACGACAGUAGACGCUGGUUUUUAUUACAUUUGAAUUGCGUCAACACGACAUAUUGUUGAAGUCAACCUGAUCAGUGCUUUGUUAAAGAUUUGUCUGCGCGAGUAUUUAGGAAUUGUGUUGAGUCUGGUGUUCCAUACAUACAAGCUUCUCACUACACAGACUGCUCCCAGUAAACGUUGCCCUGUCGGAGUCAAGUGUGGGCCUCUGUGAUACGAUCAAACACCGCGUUUAGUGGACUUAGGUGGACUACGAUACCUUCCAGGAUGAAUCUGAAUGGAUACUGCGUCUUCAGCCUGGUCCUGGCGUGGAUUGUUGCAGCUGAGAGCAAAGGAAAGGUCACGUGUUUCCGGAAAGUCAAGGCCAACGGGAAGUGUGCAGGGCUGGUCCGGAAAGGCUCGUUCGAGACCUCAGCCUCCUGUUGUCAGAAGUGGGAUGGAUAUGCCCUCAGGAAGCAAAAAGUGGGCAAGAACCGGUUUAAGUGUACUCCGUGUGUUGGUAAAACACACAGGGAAAGCAAGCGCCAGAAGAAGAAGCUGCAGAAAUUACGGAAAGAGAAACAUCCCAAGAAGGAGAGGAAGGUAAAGCCCACAGUGGAGACGCAGACUGCUGAGCCGGUCGUCGUCGUCAAACCCAAAGAGUCGUGGUAUGAACCGUCCAAGAGAACAGAUGUAUCGUACUCCUACUCAGACCCGGAGAGGGAGAAGAUUCGCUGGGGCCCGUGGAGUCCGUGCAGCGUCACGUGCGGAGCAGGUUGGAGGUCAAGGUUCAAGGUCUGUGAUGACUGCGACAGGAACGACUACGAGAACGUCCAGUCCCAGCCAUGUAUGGUCAACUUCUACUGUCCAGUCGAUGGUAAUUGGGGACCAUGGUUUCCAUGGCAGCCUUGCUCACUAUCCUGUGACCGGGGUUUCCGGAUCCGUCAGAGAAAAUGUAACUACCCUCCUCCUGCGUAUGGGGGACUCGUCUGUCCAGGACAAGCGGAGAACAACCAGACUUGCAAUGAACAACCAUGCCCGGUUGACGGUAGCUGGGGUGCCUGGUCGGAGUUCUCGCUGUGCAGCACCACGUGCGGGCAGGGGGUCAAGCGGAAGACGCGCGCCUGCAACUCCCCUGCCCCCAGUCACGGGGGAAAGAACUGUGUCGGCCCAGCCAACAGCAACAAAAAGUGCCAAAAAGUCAGAUGCCCACAGGACGGAGGCUGGUCCCUGUGGGGGUCCUGGUCCAAGUGCGCCGUGACUUGUGGACAGGGAACACGGCAGCGGACCAGGUCAUGUGACAGCCCACGUCCCCUGUACGGGGGGAAGGACUGUGUGGGGAAGCUGAAGGAAACUCUCAUGUGCUAUGGAGGGAGGCCGUGCCCAGUUGACGGAGGAUGGUCUGAGUGGACAAACUUCGGCUUCUGUCGAGCUGAGAGGUGCGAGAAAGGAUUCCAGGUUCGCUCCCGGGGUUGCAAUGAGCCGAAACCAGUGCACGGUGGCAGGCCAUGUGACGGAGACCAGUAUGAACGAAUCGAAUGCUUCAAUGACCAAGGCUGCCCACGGAAUGGUUCCUGGUGCGAGUGGAGUCCGUGGUCCAAGUGUACGGCAACGUGUAAGCUGGAGGCCGCCCUCAGGGUGAGACAGAGGGAGUGCAAGUGCCCUGCCCCCAGGAGCGGGGGUGCCGUGUGUGACGGUGAAGGCAUAACUGUGAAGACGUGUGAUGACCUGCCGCCCUGUAAACUACCACUGCCCUCCAGGAGGUCGGACACAAACGCAGGAGGAGAUCUGGAGGGGGAAGGCUCGGGUGACGGGGAGGAGGCAGAUGAAGAGGAACAGGUGCGUGAUGACAGGACGGCAGUGACAACAGUGACGACUACCCCGACCACACGGUCAUGGAGGCUAACUAACAAGCGUGCGAGUAGGGGCAGCAAGGGAGGCGUUGAUGAUUGCCCCCAGCAGUUGAAGACUAAAACAAGUCCAUCCAUAUCCCUUUCGCUUACAUCGUCAUUUCCAGUUGGAUACUAGUCUGUCCAAAAUGUUGCCCGUUUUAGGCGUUGGACUACAGUGACAUAUUUUGUUCAUUUGUAAGUUGCAUGUAAAAUAGUCAAUGUGUAGGAGGAUGGAGCUACUGCCUAGUACAAGAUAAAUAUUGUGCCUUUCCAGUGUAACAAGACUGUAGGUUUUGUAUUUUACAUAUUUAGCCGUGUAGUAAGGAGUGCUUGGAUAGCUACGGUGUUUCCACUGAUUCAACAAUUGUCUUAAUGUAAGGAGAAAAGUGUAUCACUCUCUUCUGUAUAUCAUUCCACGAAUUGAAGUUCACAGUUCCGUUUUAAAAAUAUAAACCUGUUCACAUAAAGUGCUUUCACCCCAUUACAAAAUGACAGUGAAUUUAUAAACAAAGCAGCUCAAAUUCCACGAUAUCAUCUGUCUCAUAGAAGUUUUCAUAUUAAAAUUUAUCACAUCAGUU